Aspergillus clavatus NRRL 1 is the source of this 807-nucleotide messenger RNA. RefSeq lists its product as uncharacterized. The coding region runs from base 1 to 807 and encodes 268 amino acids. Lineage: Eukaryota; Fungi; Ascomycota; Eurotiomycetes; Eurotiales; Aspergillaceae. The record is from RefSeq and is a predicted model, not a curated record. The transcript is spliced from 2 exons.
AUGGAUAGUCAUGAAACAAGAACCUUGCAUCCGAGGGAGGUGCUGCGCCAGGUUGCCGACUCCAUGAAUUGGCAGCGAAAUGAACUGUCUGUCACCCUCCCUGCGCACACUACGUGGAGGGCUGCCAUCCGAGCUGCCGAAGCAGCCCUCGGCGAUAUCGAUGAACCGAUGCUUUUAAUGCCUCGUGGAACUGGGAACCGUCGAGUACUUCGGGAGAUGGCACGCCUGUCAGCUUCGGAAUCGCCCUCUGGAAACGGUUUAGGUCUCCCAAUUCGAACAACUAUCGAUCUAAAAGCAGUGGAACCCCGCCCACCGCUGAGUAUGGCAGCUCGCGAGCGUCUCCGCAAGAUGGCUGAAGAGACUGCCAAAACGGAAUUUCGAUAUCCCAACGACACCGACCCUCUCUGUAAGCUUGAAGGGAUUGAUAUGAUAUUCGAUACGGGAGCCCAUCGGACCAUUAUUGUGGAAGACCUGCUCUCCGCUUCCUUCCGGGAACAUCUCAAGGGAUCGGUUCACGAUCCAUACCGCUUGGGCGAUGGUUCUGUCCUACAGGUUAGCGUUAAUAUGGCUUUUACAAAUUGCCCUGUCGUUAUUGAAACUGUUGCCGUUAUUAUACCAAAAGCUAAGAUGCCGAACGAGCGGGUUGGAGUCUUAUUCGGACAAUCCUUUUGCAUUGAUCGACUUAGCCUUCGGAGUAUACCUCGGCGGAUGCUACUUGCAAAGGGAGUGGCGAUCUCAGAGGAAUUCUGGGGGGAUAUUGUGGCGGAGGAUUAUCUCAACCUGGACGAUGACAUUGUCUCUCUCUGA